Molecule: messenger RNA, 1746 nt
Organism: Fonsecaea erecta
Lineage: Eukaryota; Fungi; Ascomycota; Eurotiomycetes; Chaetothyriales; Herpotrichiellaceae
Exons: 4
Coding region: 1-1746 (581 amino acids)
Biological process (GO): transmembrane transport
Molecular function (GO): transmembrane transporter activity
Source: RefSeq, a predicted model, not a curated record
AUGUCGCAGUCUGCUUCGGAGAAUGAUUCCAAAGAGCGCCAUGAGCUGCAGACGACCCACACGACUGCUCAAGAGAUCGAACUCGAGAUCAAAUCAGCCCCAGUCACCGUCACCAGCGGCACGAAACCAGAAGGCAAAUCACAGAUCGAACUCACCGACCAAUCCCAAAGACUUCCUUUUGCGAGGCUGAUCAUCGUAUACUUAUGUCUUGCCAUGUGCUUCUUUGUCUCUUUUCUGGACGUCAACUCCACGACGACAGCGUUGCCAGCAAUUGCUCGUUCAUUAGGGAUCUCCAGCACCAUUACUUGGGUCGGUACGUCCUAUCUUCUUGCCCAGUGCGCGUUCCAAGUGCUCUAUGGCCGACUUGCCGAUAUCUUUGGACGCAAGCCCGUCCUGAUAGGCUGUGUGCUCAGCUUGAUCGUUGGGGAUAUUCUGUGCGGCUUCGCUAAGAAUGGUCCCUGGCUCUACACCUGUCGAGCUAUCGGAGGUAUUGGCGGCGGAGGAAUCAGUUCCCUGGUCCAGAUCACGGUCAGCGACCUUGUCUCUCUGAAGGAGCGAGGCAAAUAUCAGGGUCUUUUGAGUGGAGCGAUCGGGCUGGGAGCCGGUGUUGGCCCCUUUACGUCCGCGGCGUUGGUUCAAGGACAUGAUGGACGAUGGCCUUGGGCUUUCUGGGUCCCCGCGAUAUUGGCAUCUUUGUGCAUCCCGCCACUGGUGAUUCUUCUUCCGCAAAAGCCUGUGGUCGGAAGUUGGAAGGAGAAGGUGCGCAAGGUGGACUGGAUGGGCCUGUUGACUGCGGUGACGGGGAUAUUAUUCGUUCUGAUCCCUGUGAACUCUGGAGGAAGCGUUUUCCCAUGGCACAGCUCGCUCGUCAUCGCGUUGUUGACUGUGGGAUCGGUGCUGACCGCGUCCUUCUGCCUUGUUGAGUGGAAGUUGGCACGAUUGCCCAUGAUGCCACUUCGGCUGUACUCCUCGCUGUCACGCAGCACGCUCUUCGCGCAGAACUUUCUCUUUGGAUUCGUGUGGCAAGCAGACCUGUACUUCCUGCCGAUCUAUUAUCAAGACGUCCGUGGUUUCGCGCCACUGAGGUCCGCAUAUCUCACAUUGCCGCUACUUCUCGCUCAAAGCCUCGGCGGUGUUCUUUCGGCACCUGCCAUGACAUUUACCGCAAGGUACAUGCCGGUCCUUUGGUUAGGAUUCGUUCUCUGGACAAUCGGGGCAGGUCUAAAGCUGUUGUUUUCACGCACCACUCCCCUCGGAGUAUACGUGGUAGCUGCCUUAAUCGAAGGUGCUGGGGUAGGGUUCGUUUUCCAACCCUCUCUUGUGGCAUUACAAGCCCUUUCAACGAAGGCAGACGUCGCCGUUACCACCUCAACGCGAAACUGGGUCCGGGCACUAGGUUCUGCAGUCGGAGUGGCCGUCUCAACCGCCAUUCAAUACGCCGUGACCGUCAGUUCGCUGCCAGCAGAUAUUCCGCCAGACGUUGCAUCAGCGGUCAAAAAUGGGACUUGGGUCAUUGGAAACGGGCCACCUGCCUGGGAUAACGCUGUUCUAGACGCCAAAAUGAGGGGUAUAAACCGAGUUUUCAUCACGUUCUUACCACUCAUCGGACUGUGUCUCGUGGGAUGUUUAUGGAUUCGCGACAUUCCUCUGCGUGGAGAUAACGACGAGGACCAACAGAUGAACCAGAAGCGACUGAUUUCAAGAGGCAAGAAGCUAAUGGAGGUGAUCCCGAGAAAGACGGGAUGA